CCGUCGGUUCCGCGGCCGUCCCCCGGAUCGAUCACCGUGAUUGAUGAUAAAACACAGCGUUAAUCGGUUCAAACGGGAACGACUGAUCCUCGGUCUGGGUGUCUGCGUCUGUGUGGUCGCGCGGAAGUGGGAUGCGUUGCCUGGUAACAGAAACGGGAGCGAGGAGGAAAACAGGCCAACCGUUCCUCUGAGUGAUCAUCUUCAGCUUCAACGGUGUGGCCUUGAGUGGAGGAUGUGCCUGUAGACAGCGCUGAGGGUGAAGCAGCCAUCAUGCCGUGUUCAUGUUCAGAGUGGAGGAGGUGGAUCCGUCCUCUGGUUCUGGUUCUCUACGCUCUCCUGCUGGUGGCCGUGCUGCCGCUCUGCAUCUGGGAGCUGCAGAAAGACAAGGUUGGGACUCACAGUAAAGCCUGGUUCAUCGCUGGUAUCUUCGUCUUUCUCACCAUCCCCAUCUCACUGUGGGGGAUCCUGCAGCACAUCGUACACUACACCCAGCCGGAGCUGCAGAGGCCGAUCAUCAGGAUAUUAUGGAUGGUACCGAUCUACAGCUUGGACAGUUGGUUGGCUCUACGGUAUCCCAGCCUGGCGAUCUACGUAGACACGUGCCGAGAGUGCUACGAGGCCUAUGUCAUUUACAACUUCCUGGUCUUCCUGUUGAACUUCCUCAGUAACCAGUACCCCAGUUUGGUGCUCAUGUUGGAGGUCCAGCAGCAGCAGCCACACCUGCCCCCCCUCUGCUGCUGCCCGCCAUGGGCCAUGGGAGAGGUGCUUCUGUUCAGGUGUAAGCUGGGAGUCCUCCAGUACACUGUGGUCAGACCUGUGACCACGGUCAUAGCGCUGAUCUGUCAGCUCUGUGGGGUUUACGAUGAAGCCAACUUCAGCUUUAAAAAUGCCUGGUCCUACCUCGUCAUCAUCAACAAUAUAUCACAGCUGUUUGCCAUGUACUGUCUGGUGCUGCUGUACCGAGCCCUUAAAGAAGAACUGACUCCCAUCAGGCCUGUGGGCAAGUUCCUCUGCGUCAAACUGGUGGUGUUUGUCUCCUUCUGGCAGGCAGUGUUGAUAGCUUUCCUUGUGAAAGUGGGCGUUAUCUCGGACAGACAUACCUGGGACUGGGACAGCGUGGAGGCCGUGGCUACUGGACUCCAGGACUUCAUCAUCUGCAUAGAGAUGUUCCUGGCUGCAAUCGCUCACCACUACACCUUCACAUAUAAACCAUACGUACAGGAAGCAGAGGAGGGGUCGUGUUUCGACAGCUUUUUGGCCAUGUGGGAUUUCUCUGACAUCAGAGCUGAUGUCACAGAGCAGGUCCGCCAUGCUGGUCGUACCUUCCUGGGUCGUCCAAACAAGAUGUACUUUGGUGCUGCAGCUCGACCCGAACACACCGAGCACACCGGCCUCCUCAACGCCACCUCUCAGGACGCCAUCGCCGCAGCCGCCACAUCAAUGCCCGCCUCCCCCUCUUCAAUUGGGCGGUACCAAGGCCUCGGCCACACCCCUGCCCCUCACUCUAUCUCCGCCCCUGCAGGCUUCACCUCCUCAUCCUGGGAGGACGACAGCGACAGCUCACCUCCUGAGCCCGGGAACAACCCUGGAAACACGUAACCAGGAGGAAGUUCAGCUUUAUUUUGACGUGCUUUAUGGAAAUGGACAAAAACGGUCAGAAUUCAAUGAUCAACGUUGUCUCCAAAGUUUGUGACUGAGUUUGUGACUGAAGUUUGUCAUGGAGGGAUUUUAUCAGGACUACAGGAUGACUCUACACGCUGUGAUGUCAAAGCCAUGUUUGUUAAGAAACAGUUGUUUAAACCUGUAUUUUGAUGUCUAAUGAUGUCAUUUUGAUGAAUGUGUCUAGCUGUUGAGUAGAAGUGAUGUUUUAUGGAGAAAUGAAGCAGCGUGUUGGUUUCACUGACGCCACAGAGCUCAGGAGGCCUUGAGCUGGGUUUGAUUAUUUGUUCUUCAAAAUAA
Messenger RNA from Cheilinus undulatus (humphead wrasse), 1959 nucleotides. Its product is annotated as transmembrane protein 184C-like. The record is from RefSeq and is a predicted model, not a curated record. NCBI's taxonomy places the organism in Eukaryota, Metazoa, Chordata, Actinopteri, Labriformes, Labridae. Gene Ontology annotation, molecular function: transporter activity. Gene Ontology annotation, biological process: transport. Bases 271 to 1599 code for a protein of 442 amino acids. The transcript is spliced from 12 exons.